UCUCUUCAUGUGAAAAUAAGUGUGGGGCUUUACCGAGGACACUAAACAGAGACCAGGAUUGGCAAAACAUGACAAGCAAUGACAUCUUUCUGGUUCUAACACUUACACACCUUUGCCACAGUUUCCGUAGCAACCUGCUCUGUAAGAUCCUGUGUGACAUGCAAGGGUGGGUGUUCUUCAGCAGAGACCUCUUAUUCUCUACUCGUUUUACAGGAAGAUCACGUCUGCACCUUGGAGAGCCACACAUCCAACAGCACGGGAAACGCACAAACGUUUUGCAGAAACGUUUCACUCAUGAUGCCUGGAAAGUUUUGACACGAUCGAGGCAGCCUCCCUUACCCUUUCACCAACAGAAGAGUUUAUGUGUUCUGCAGUGUGAGAACAACACAACAGCAGAGGUGUAAGUAACACAGGUCUUAUAAACAAAGUUCUGUGAAAGAUGUCUUGUGGGGUUGCAGUGGACUAUUCAUAUUAUAGAAUUAUCACUGUAGGAUUAGUGAAAGAAGCCAGACGUGUCUGUAUUUUAGCCAAAACAGCAUUACAAUGGUAUAAAUUAUCGAAUGUCGUAUUUAACUCAGUUGAGCUUACCUGUUCAUAAAAUGUUCCCUGUAAUUGUAUAGCAAUAUCAAAUACCUCUGGAGAUUCCAGAAGACCACAGUUGAGAUAAAUUAAGGUAAUGUAAGGUGGUUAGUAUUGUAUUUUCACAAUAAUUGUGUUAUUUUUUGUUUGUGCAAUGUCUGUAAUGGUCAAAUAGCUGAAACAGACGAAGGUUGCAACUAUAAUUAUUUUAAAAGUAAAUGGUGGUGAGUGUCCCAAGUACCAAGGAUUUAAAAAAAACAAUAAUAAAAAACAUGAAAUUUCAUAAUCUAGGUCUUUAUAUACAAUUUCUUAACUGGAGAUCAUUCUCACUACAUAAAACUAGGUGGUGUAAAUCUGAAUCUGUCUGUGACUGUCUCAUUCACACUCUUUCUGUUGAAAAAUCAUAUUUGGGCAAAGUUCCUCUCAAGAGGAGGCAGUGCUGUGUAACUGUCGAUGAUCCACAGUUGAUGGCGUUCCUAAUGCUUGAACUUUCCAUAGGUUUCCUGUAUUUCAAAAUGUAAAACAUAUCUUGAGAGAGGUGGGCGGGAAACUAAAAAUGGAAAAUGAAAUUGCAGCAAGAAAACUGCCAAUUGCCAGCUGCCAGUGAUUUGGGGAGAGAUCACUAGGGGAUUAAAGUCAAAGCCAGAGAUUCACUUCUAGAACCGAGUGAGUCAGGAAACCUCUGAAGAAGAUAACAUUUCAAAACCUGUUCACAUAGCAGAAACAACCUGCCAGGAUACAAACUCUGACUCACACAUGAAGUAACGUGUCAUUUUGGGCGGUGCUACAUGGAUGAGGAGGACCGAAUCCAUACCCGAAGAGCACAUGAACAGAAAUGGGACACAAGGCUGCUGCAGCGACAACACCUCUGACAGCUUUACAUCUCUUUCUUUUAUUUUGUACAACACCCAGGCACAUGGAGACGUUCUGCUAGGCUAAAACACCGAGUCUGUGGUAUUCAGGACAUGGUCUACGAGCACACUUUGGCUGUUGUGGUUGUUGCUGUUUUGCUCCAGGAGUGGCUUUGUGAAUUCAGAGGCGUGUGUUCCAGCUCUGUAUUGUACGCAUAUAAAGCUUUAGAUGGGGAACGCUUCGUGAUGCAGUGUGCCUCUCCACACCAACCCUAUCUCUUUAACAAAUCUGGGGUCCUGGAGCGACGCACAGAAUGGUUCAGGCAUGAGGGAGAGAAUAAGAAAGAGCUUCCUGGGGUGGAUGACAGCAUUGUGAAAGUGGGGAAUUCCCUGUGGUUCUCUAGGAUUACUGAAAGGCACUCUGGGAACUAUUCCUGUUAUACCAGGAACGUCACAGGAACGUCGGCUGUUGGUUGGGGCAGAGAGGGUGUGCUGCACUUCCUGGUUGAUGUGCUACAGAGGAAUAAGACUGCUUGCCAUGACUAUGGAGAGAGCGAGGUGACCCUGAUUUUGGGACAAGGAGGCAGCAUCGUCUGCCCAGAUGUGAAGUGCUAUACUUCAGCUCCAAAAGGAGCCAUCAGGUGGUACAAGAAUGCAGUCCCUGCUGAGAAACUGAGCCCUAGCCAUGUAGAGCUGCAGGACAGCCAGCUCUAUCUGAUAACUGUCUAUGAAGAGGAUAACGCUAACUUCACCUGCGACCUCAGCUAUGUGGAUGGGCUACACUGGACCGUCAGGAGGACUGUGAGAGCCAGAGCAAUACCACAGGACAUCGAGGACCUGCCCCACAUCCUGUAUCCCCAUGGUAACGAGACAGAGGAAGCAGAGCUGGGAAAGCCACACAUACUCACCUGUAAGGUGCAGUUCGGCUUUGAGAGGAACUCCAGAGCACUGAUCACAUGGUGGGUCAGAUACCAUGACAACGGCAGCAUGGAACCUUUGGAGAUGGGCUCUCCUGAGAAGGUGGGUCCAGGAAGCUUCUGGGAGCAAAUACUCAAUCGUAGUGCGCACCUGCAGCAGGUGACCCACAGGCACCUGGGAGCCACUUUCAUCUGCCGGGCACGGAACUCCAGAGGCAAUGCCACCGCUACCAUAAGACUACAGAGAAGAGCUGAAGUGGCUGGACUCUUACUGGUUAUUCUGUGGCCUGCUGUCACUGUGGUGUUUGUGACAGGAAUCAGCGUUUUAGUGCGGACUUACUGGCUGGAGAUUUACCUUCUGUGCAGAACCUACCUCCCACUAGAAGAAACAGUUUCAGUAGGAAAGGAGUAUGAUGCCUUUGUGUCAUGUGUGAGCGGCUCUUCCUCAGAUGAGGAAGACAGCAAACUGACAGGGGAGACCCUGGGGCUGCAUCACCUCCCCAAUGUGCUGGAGAAACAGUACGGAUACAGGCUGUGUCUGCUGCAGAGAGACCUGGUACCUGGAGGAGUGUACACAGAGGAUGUGGUGUGGUCCAUGCAGAGGAGCAGGAGGGUGAUCUGUGUGUUGAGCUCCUGCUACCUGCGUAGCAGCUGCCUGUUUGAGCUGGAGACCAGCCUGGAGGCCCUUCAGCAUGACAGGGGGCUCCGCCUCAUCCUGGUGUGGAGCAGCCCGGCCCCGCCCUGCCUCGCAGCUCUGCCCCUCCCUCCCACGGUGAGGCGGGCCCUUAGAGUCUUACCUGCGCUCCACUGGAGCCCUUCCCAUGUCAAUCCCUCCCAUUCCCCUUUCUGGAAGACCCUAAAGCGGGCCAUGCCGAUCAGUCCCCUCCCACCACCAUCAAUCUCUGCACUAAGCCCCGCACUGAGGGAGGGGCUCACUGGGGAGAGCCCUGAGACAUAACUAUAUACUUCCAACCAUCUACACACACUCUCUUUCACUGUGUGUGCGUGCGUGUGUGUGUACAUGCGUGUGCAUGCGUCUACAUGUGUGCAAGUGUGUGUGUGUGUGUAAUGGGGUUUUCGAAGGAAAUACAUAGUUCAAAUUUCAAACCCCCACCUGCACUUGAA
Messenger RNA from Anguilla anguilla (European eel), 3472 nucleotides. Its product is annotated as interleukin-18 receptor accessory protein-like. Bases 1545 to 3305 code for a protein of 586 amino acids. Gene Ontology annotation, biological process: interleukin-18-mediated signaling pathway. The record is from RefSeq and is a predicted model, not a curated record. The transcript is spliced from 11 exons. NCBI's taxonomy places the organism in Eukaryota, Metazoa, Chordata, Actinopteri, Anguilliformes, Anguillidae. Gene Ontology annotation, molecular function: interleukin-18 receptor activity.